UGUUUAUAUUUAGCACAGACCCUUGGCCUUUCCUAAUUGCUUUUAAGCCCUGUUCUGAUAAGUUGCUUGAACUUGCCCCUAUUCAGCAGCUGGUAGGAGAGGUUAAGGACAUGGAGAUCAAGCCAUGGUGGGUCUUUCCUGAAAACUUGAACUUUCCUUUAGAAUUUUACAUAGAAGAGGAGCAGGAGGAGUUCAUCUUUGGCCGCCUGGACGCCAACCUCCACCGCAUCGAGAUGCACAGCCAAACCUUCAUUCAGCUGAAGACACAGUUCACUGCCACCGGCUUGACACACGUCCUUGUUGUCGGACCUUUGGAGGGGAGGCAGUGGCUGUUCCACAUAAUUCGGAGUAUUGGGAGCUGGGACUCCUCCAACCAGGCCCGAGGCCAAGAGAUGCUGCAGUGGGUCCAGAGUCAGCCCCUAACCACGCACGACCUGGCCUUCCCCCCACUUGCAGCAGCUCCGAGCUGUCUCUGCCCCACAAGGAGAGUGAAGACUGCCUCUCUUAGAACUUCUCGGGCUUGCCCUUACCAGUUGGUUGGUUGCUGCAGACACCACUAGAUUUCAACCUCAGUAGUAAAGGGUUGCUCUCCCCUGGACAGUUGAUGUGAGGGGAAGUUUUUGGCUUGGGCAUUGGUGAGAAAAGUGGGUGAAGAGAAUUGACACAAGGUUGAAUUUGUGGUCCAGUCUUGUCCCUUGAAGGCCU
Vicugna pacos (alpaca) is the source of this 705-nucleotide messenger RNA. The record is from RefSeq and is a predicted model, not a curated record. Lineage: Eukaryota; Metazoa; Chordata; Mammalia; Artiodactyla; Camelidae.